Molecule: messenger RNA, 3366 nt
Organism: Saccharomyces cerevisiae S288C
Lineage: Eukaryota; Fungi; Ascomycota; Saccharomycetes; Saccharomycetales; Saccharomycetaceae
Gene: CSR2
Product: Csr2p
Exons: 1
Coding region: 1-3366 (1121 amino acids)
Cellular component (GO): nucleus; cytoplasm
Source: RefSeq, marked reviewed
AUGCAAUCUACUGUCCCAAUAGCAAUUGCGAGCAACGGCAACAAGAGAGAUGUCGUCCAGAACGUUUCUGCAGGCGACGAGGGUGAUAUAUUGCAAAGGCUAGCCCGUAACAGAGAGAUGAUUUCUACCUCCCUCUCGCCACAAAAAUCGUCAGGAUUUAGUGGUAGAAGGAGGUCAUCUAGUGUUAGGGACGCCCUUUCUUCUUUUUUUGGAACUGGUAAUAGUCCAACAUCUAGUAUGGACGAUUAUUCCAAUUUGAUGAACCGUAACUAUUCUACCGCAUCAACUGCCAUGUGUAGGGGGAACAGUUUUCCUUCAGAUGUUGGCACUAAGGCUUACAAUAUUACGGGAUCUUACCAACCGGAUAGGCACAGGAAUUCUGUUCCGUAUACCACCAUAGACCAGUUACACACAAGGCAAGACACCGGGUUGAGGAGAGAGUCAGAUCCAGUCGCGGCAAAACAAAUAUCUAGUAAUAAUGAUAUUGUUAGGUCAUUCAUAACACAUCAUGCUAGUAAUAGCACUAUGUUUAUUAAUAGGGUGCUAUCGGACUAUUUAGCGGAUCGUGGUUUCAUCAAGCAAACACCGUUAUAUAAUAAGAAAAGUGUGCUGGAAAUUUCCAUUGCAACAAGUGCAGAAUCAGUUUUCUUGCCAACUACAAAAAGUGAUGAAACAGAGUAUCUAUCACUGAUUCAUGGUUCUUUAAAUCAGGCGCGAACACAGCCUGUCGGGUCCACUAACACUGCAGAAAGUGAUUUCCUCCCUUCAUGUCCUACGAUGGACACUUUGAAUGAAAACAAUGAUUUAUCACUAUUUCCGUUACAUACACAGCGAACCAGCCCCUCUAAUACAGCAAGGACAGGUAAUGCUAUGGAUACAAGCAAUUCUGAUCGUGCUUCUCCGGCCUCGAACAAUAACACAACAGAUGCGGAUUCCUUUGUUGCGAGUGGCAAUAACAACCCUAUGAAUAAUAACAAUUCUCCCGCGAGAAACAGACAUCCUAAUUCUCACUCGCGUUCUCUUCCUAAUGCUUGGAAUAGCCAAAUGCCUUCAUUCAGCUUUGCAUUGAUAUUUUCCCUGAAUAAAUCAACUACCCUUUCUGAUAUUAAAGUAGAACUCACUUCUAACGUGAGAGUGGUGUGGUUCAAUGGUCUUCCCCCUACCAAGAAUGUUAACGAGGAAUGCUAUAAUAUAGGUUCUUUGGACUGGACCUUAAAUGCAGACAACUUUAAUCUUUUCAUUCCGCAAGGCGCAAAGUCUCCUCUUGAUAUCGUUGAAAAUCAUUCCAAUAACAGGAAAUUGAAAGUGCUCCAGAAAUUAUCGAUGAGGAAACGCCGUUCUUUCUCGAAUAAAGCAGUUCUUAGGGAAAAUAUAUUAAACAAUUUAAAUGCCUCGAAUUCUACGAACAAGUUAAAUGCUGGUGUUUAUGUCUUUACUAUCCCCAUAGUGCUUGCCAGUCGUAUUCCUGAAUCGCUUUACUACCCAUCAGCGAGGGUAUCCUACAGCUUAAGAUUAGCGACAAAAUUGAAGGAUGAACAUACACAGUUGGUUGCAUCACGGCCACGUUCUUCUUCUAUCUCUUCUCCUCAAAAACUGCGUUCAUAUUCCUGUUCUGAUUCUUAUGAAUAUUCUCAAAUUGAUGACACCAUAGAAGGAGAAACCUACAAUAACGACAAAAAUUCUACUGGAAAAAUCGCAUUUCCCUCCUCAUGGUUAAAAAGUGCGAAGGGGCGCUUAAAAAGGAAUAAUUCUAACGGAAGGUCAGAUAAUAAUGGCGCAUCUUCUAGUGGUUUAGCGAUGCAACAUGAUUCUGAAGACACUAUAAAUUUACAGUACCCGCUUAAUUUGGUGAGAACUCCGCCAGAAAUCUCUGUCACUACAGCAAAUAAGCCACUUUACAUUAACAAGGUUUGGGAGAAUUGUCUUUCUUAUGAAAUUUCAUUCGCCCAAAAGUAUGUGCCCUUGAAUGGUGAAAUUCCAAUCACAAUUAAAGUGGCACCUCUAGUAAAAAGUCUUAGUGUCAAGAGAAUUCGUGUUAGUUGUAGAGAAAAAAUCUCCUACAGGAGUAAAGACUAUCAAUAUGAUUUUGACCAGUUGGAUCCAUUGGCUUCAGAUCCUUGCAAUCCCUAUCAUAUGAGAUAUUUAGUGAGAAAAAAGAAGGACAGAAGCUUGCCUCUAUUUGAGGUGGCCUCUAAAUGUACUAGUGGGCCUUCUAUUAGAGAGGAAGUUGUCACCAAUACAGUUGAUGAUAACUUAUUAGCCUACACUUCAUCAAAAGAAAACAACAAAGAUAUCCCAUUUUCUGAGUCCUUUACUGUUAAAACGAAGUUAAAAUUUCCAAAAUAUUGUGAAGUGGACGCUACCAAAGCUGCAAGUCUACCACCAUAUGGUAUCGAUCUUUUCGACCCAAUAAAAGAUCCAACUCAGAGUGAGAACACCUCUAAUAACGGCAAUGUAUUGGGCUUUCUAGUGGGUCGCCCUAACAGGGCUUCCAAGACAGUUCAUAAAAUACCGCAAGACAAGAAUCAUAAUGAGGUCAAUGAUACAAAUGGAAACUCGAAUACAUCUUUGCAAACUAGCUCGAAUGUUCCCAUUCAGCACUACACACGGUUGAAUAAACCAAGACGCGGUUUAUAUUUGGACAGUAUGCAUUUUAAGAAUAUCCAAUGUUCUCAUAAAUUAGAAAUCGUCUUGAGGGUUAGCAAAACUGAUAGUGGUAGCUCAAAAAUCAUAAGGCAUUAUGAAGUAAUUGUUGAUACACCAAUUUAUUUGAUUUCUGACCUUUGUAACACUUCAAAUAUAGACUUACCGACUUAUGACAUGGCCACCACUGAAUCUUCUAAAGUCCUGCCACCAACUUUUGAAGAGGCAACAUCAGUUUCAGCAUCACCAAGAUCUUCUGUAUCUUAUUAUCCCGAUGACAUUUCCAUGCAACAGUUGAAUUUGUCUAGGUCGACUUCCCUCGCAAAUGGUUACCUGUCAACCUUACAUCCAAAAACAACCGCUGUUUCGGACUCGUCUAACGGUGCCCCAAUCCGGGACCAGCAAGAGCAACAAGCACGCCCCUUGAGGACUGAAGAUUAUGCGCUACAAAUGGGGAAUGAAAAUAACGCCUAUAGCAAUAUGGACGGUUUGCUUUCGCAGGAUAUCUUUGAACAGGAGACCGCGGCCACGCUAUUUAAAAGAGACAUUGUCACAAUGAACUUUAACAAUAAUAUAUUCACACCACGGUAUAGUCCGCGCACUUUUACCAAUACCGACUACAAUUAUAAUGAUAAUGAUAAUAAUGAUAAUGAUACAGAGGGGCCUGGUCCAAUAAUUCAUCCGGGUCCUGAACCACCAAGAUAUGACGAGAUUUCAUCAUAA